GCUACCUUGAAUACAACUAUAUAAGAUGGCUCUACCUUUCAUAGCGCUCUCCAUCACUGAGCACCAUCAGAAGACGCCUCUUACUCUUCUGCCAUUCGACGAGCCCCAGCUAGGCGAAGGCGAGCUACUCAUCGCCAACGCCGCCGUAGCCCAGAACCCAGUGGAUUGGAAGCAGAUUGACUUCGAUUUUGGUAUACUGGGAUUGCCGUGGGUCGUCGGUGGGGAUGUGGCAGGAACGGUGUACAAGGUUGGGCCUGGGGUUGAGGGAUUCAAAGUCGGCGACCGGGUAAUCUCCUUCGUCUCUCGCACAACAGCGCGCCACUCCGCCUUCCAAACCUACAGCAUCGGCCUCGCCUCCCGCACCGUCCCCUUGCCCAGCACCUACACCUUCGAACAAGGAAGCACUAUCCCGCUGACGUUCGUGACCGCCGGUGCAGGGCUGGAAGCCGCUUUGGGGAUCAAACUUCCCGCACCUCCUGCUCAGUUACCGGAAGCGAGCAAAGGCGAGCCUCUGCUCGUCUGGGGAGGGUCGAGUUCUGUAGGCGCGUUUGUCAUCCAGCUCGCGAAGGUUGCGGGAUAUACAGUUCUUUCCACCGCUUCACCCAAGAAUCAUGCCUACGUAAAGUCCCUUGGCGCUUCAGAGGUAUUCGACUACCAUGACCCCGACGUGGUUAACAAGAUCCGCCUCGCUGCCGGACCGAACCUCUCCAAAGUCUACGACAGCAUCUCCGAAAACGGCUCUAUCGAAGCCAGCGUGGCGAGCAUCACCGCCCCUUCGGGGGUUGUAGCGGCCAUCCUCACUCCCAAGCCAGAGCAGAGCACAGCUAGCGUGAAGGUCGUACAGACCGGCGCUAUACGGGCGCAAGAGAAUCCAGAGAUUGGCAAGAGGGUGUAUGGUGUCCUUACCGCGUUGCUUGAAAAGGGACUCUUGGUGCCCAACCCGGUCAAGGUCAUCCCUGGCGGCCUGUUGGGGAUCAAUGAAGGCCUACAGCUUGGACGAGAACACAAAGUUUCGGGGGAGAAGCUGGUGUAUGUUGUUGCCGACACUAAGUUCUGAGCAUGCGUAUGGUUGGAAGACAUGAGUCUGAGCAAGAAAAG
This is a messenger RNA of Dacryopinax primogenitus, 1098 nucleotides long. Its product is annotated as GroES-like protein. The transcript is spliced from 4 exons. The coding region runs from base 26 to 1057 and encodes 343 amino acids. Gene Ontology annotation, molecular function: oxidoreductase activity, acting on NAD(P)H. The record is from RefSeq and is a predicted model, not a curated record. Lineage: Eukaryota; Fungi; Basidiomycota; Dacrymycetes; Dacrymycetales; Dacrymycetaceae.